AUGUCCACUCUCUCCUCCCCCCGCCCCUCAAUCGCCUCAUCCCGCGCCCACUCUCCAACACCAACAUCCUCGCACCGACCCUCCCUCGACACCCUCAACACCAACUACAACCUCAACAACCUCAGCGCCUCCUCCACUCCAUCCACCGCCCGCGCCGUCUCUCCCUCCUUACACCCCCGCCGCAACCGCGCCGCCCUCCGCGACUACUACAACCUCAAACCCUCCUCCGCAGCCGAUCCCAACAAUGACGGGCGCCGCUCACGCAGCAUCCCGCGCCACACCGACGCAGGCGACAUCUCCAGCAGCAGUAGCGGUGCCGGCGGCCCAUCUAUACUCUCCACAACAGGAACCGAGCUCGAUAGCCCGGACUUCGACCCGCAACGCUACGUCAACCAGCUUCUCGCUUCGUCGUCGCUAUCGACGGUCCUGAAAGCGGAGAAUACGCUUGUCGGGGAUAUUCGCACGCUGGACAGUGAGCGCAAAGCAUUAGUGUAUGAUAAUUACUCGAAGUUGAUCAGGGCUGUUGAGACGAUUGGGAAGAUGAGAAGGACGAUGGAUGAUCGGGGCGCGCCGUUGACGAUGACGAAGACGCUGGGGCCCGCGAUUGCGUUUGUGGCGGAGACUGCUGGGGGUUUGAUUCAGGAGGGGGAGGAGCAGCAGAGGAGGAUGAAAGAGGUUAGGGAGAGUGAGGGGGUGGAGAGGAGGAGGGCUGAGAAGGGGACGGUGAAGUGGGUGCUUGCGGCGCCGGGGAGGUUGGAGAAGUUGUUGGAGGAGGGGAAGAAGGAUGAGGCGGAGGGGGAUUGGGGUGAGGUGAAGAAGUUGUUGGAUAAGUGGGAGGGGGUGAAGGGCGUUAAGGAGAUUAGGGAGGCUUGUGAGAAGGUUAUGGAGGGGAGGGAAGCUUGA
This is a messenger RNA of Aspergillus luchuensis, 903 nucleotides long. RefSeq names its product COG1/VPS51 family protein. Gene Ontology annotation, biological process: retrograde transport, endosome to Golgi; Golgi organization; Golgi vesicle transport. Bases 1 to 903 code for a protein of 300 amino acids. The transcript has a single exon. NCBI's taxonomy places the organism in Eukaryota, Fungi, Ascomycota, Eurotiomycetes, Eurotiales, Aspergillaceae. Gene Ontology annotation, cellular component: membrane; EARP complex; GARP complex. The record is from RefSeq and is a predicted model, not a curated record.